Messenger RNA from Carassius gibelio (silver crucian carp), 2101 nucleotides. RefSeq lists its product as uncharacterized. The transcript has 5 exons. Bases 1 to 738 code for a protein of 245 amino acids. Lineage: Eukaryota; Metazoa; Chordata; Actinopteri; Cypriniformes; Cyprinidae. The record is from RefSeq and is a predicted model, not a curated record.
AUGAAGGUUUCUAUCUCUGCUUUCAUUGCACUGAGUUGCAUUUAUUGGAAAGUCUCUGGAACACUGGUGGAGGUGGUGGUUAAGCCUGGAGAUAAUGCAACUCUACACUGUGACUGUGAGGUUGUCAUAGGACAGGACUUUCAUUGGGUCAAGAGCUGCUCUUCACAAAUCCAACCACCUUUGAUCAUCUCUGCAUACAAGAGCCUAUUACAACCCAUUCCGCGAUACACUCUGUUCUAUAACGAUACUUCAGAAUCCUACGACUUAGCGAUCGAGAACAUCACUGAAGCAGAUCUUGGUCUUUACUAUUGCUCAAGGGUAGAGGCCAGGAAGGUUAAAAAGAAUGGAAUAAUCUUUGAGGAAGAUGUGUACUACACUGGUGAUACUCUCAUAAAUCUCACAUACGUUGUCCCCUCAGAAAGCCCCUCUGGACCAGGACGUGACUGCUGGCAGUGCUGGCUGAUACUGCUAACAGCAUAUCCCACAUUUAAUAUACUCUCCGCGAUUUUGGCUUUUGUUUGUGGCUACAAAUGUUGCCACAACUCGGCGCUGAAGGAGUCUGAAGGUCAUCAAAACGGUUCUGAGAUGCAAAGACAGUUGAGCCAAGAACAGGAAGUCGAUACAGAAGUUUGCUAUGCAUCACUGAACAUCCCCAAACGAGGAAGCAAACGGACAAAGAGCAACCUAUUGCAAUGCUCUGACUUCAGUGUGUACAAUGGUAUAAAAAUACACACUUAGGUAAAAGAUAAUGUGCUGUCAGCUGCUCAUAUACCAAAGUUAAUUACCAAAGUUAGCUUUUUAUUACUAAAAUAAUGGUAUUGAUAAAAACUUUUUAUUAUUAUUACAACAUAAAUAAUAAUAAUAAUAAUAAUUUCUAAAUGUUAUUAUUAUUAUUAUUGUUGUUUUACAAUAUAAACUGGGGUGAAAUUAAAAAACAACAACAACAUUUGUGUACAGUACAGUAAUUAUACAUUUUGUUUAUCCAUAAUACAUAAUCUGAAGACUGGCAUCAAAUGUAAUCUCAAACACACUGCUAACUUCAGUCCCAGAGUGUUCCUAUUACAUCUGCUUUUUAAUUUUCAGCAGUGUUAUUUUAAAGCAGUACUUCAUUUAUACACUAGUGUUUCGUUUUGCAAUCAUCCAAAGAUUAUUCAUUUUUUAUAUAUUUGUUUUUAGACCAAUAUUAACAAUAGUUUUAAAGUUAAGAUGGACCUCCAGUUAUUUCACAAUUAUGAAAUAUUAAGUGGUAGAAUGAGUACUGGUUAAACAAAUAAAUUAAUUUUCAUAAGAGCAGUUUAAAUUCCUCCCAUGACAAUAGCUAUACCACAUUAGGCAGUGUUUGUUUAUUCAAGCAAACAAGUUCACCAGCACCAGCAUUACUCAGAAAAAAAAAAAAAAAAAAAAAAAAAGAUUCUUCUGUACAUUACACAGAAAGGGAAGUGGAAAAUAUUUGACAUCUUUGUUUUGCAAAUGGAACAGUUGUGACAUUCAGUUUACAUUUCACUGACCCCAUUUCAGCUGCUGACUUCCUUCGUCUUACUCUACAUCUUAUCUUACAGCUUCCGGUGUUACUGAUCAAGCAAACUAAAAAAUAGCAUUGCCUGAAUGCACUGGAAGUGGCUUUGGAUGAAAGCAUCUGAAAAUGCAUGAAUGUGAAAUGUAAAUGUUUCCAUUAAAGUUCGAUAUUAACAUACCAUAAAUAUAAAGACCCAAUCAUGUUAUUAAUAUUAAUCACAUUAGUGAGAUGAUAAAGGUAGAUAGUGACCAAAUAAAGAUAAUCUGUAUGAGCUAAACCAGAAUUGUUUUAGAACUCUUUUGUUAUGUUUAUUGCUCAACAAUAUGCUUAAACUGCAUUCUGAAUCAGAACUAGGAACUGACAAUGCUGUGACAUAAACUAUUAUACAUUAUCAAAAUCAUCUAUUUAAUGGGUUUAAAAUGUAUUUUUAUUUUUUUUUAUCUGUGAGUGUCCCUUUAAAUGACCAUCAUUCAAACUGUGUAAAUAAUAUUGGAAAGCUCUGCACUCGUAUGAUAGUUUUUGAGAUCUCCAGUGUUGCCAUUUCUAAACAUAUUAAUUUUGUUACUACCUAAUAAUAUUUUUAUG